AUGAGCGGAACCGAGGCCGCCAACGCUACUGGCGUCAUUGCCAGCAGCGCCGAUCGCAUGGUUGGCGCCGAGCACGCUGAGGUGCGCUACUUCACCAGCUAUGAUCACCAUGGCAUUCAUGAGGAGAUGCUGAAAGAUGAUGUCCGUACACGAUCCUACCGCGAUUCCAUCUACCAGAACCGCCACAUCUUCAAGGACAAGGUCGUCCUUGAUGUUGGCUGCGGUACCGGUAUUCUUAGCAUGUUCGCUGCCCGUGCCGGUGCCAAGCAUGUGAUCGGUGUCGACAUGUCCUCGAUCAUUGAGAAGGCCAAGGAGAUUGUUGCUGUCAAUGGCCUCAGCGACAAGGUUACUCUUCUCCAGGGCAAGAUGGAGGAGGUCAAGCUCCCCUUCCCCAAGGUUGACAUCAUCAUCUCCGAGUGGAUGGGUUACUUCCUUCUCUACGAGUCCAUGCUGGACACCGUUCUGUACGCGCGUGACACCUACCUCGCUGAGGAUGGCAAGAUCUUCCCCGACAAGGCCACCAUGUACGUGGCUGCCAUUGAGGAUGGCGAGUACAAGGAUGACAAGAUUGGAUUCUGGGACAACGUCUACGGCUUCAACUACAGCCCCAUGAAGGAGAUUGCCCUCACCGAGCCCCUAGUUGACACCGUCGAGAUGAAGGCUCUGGUUACCGAGCCCUGCGAGAUCAUCACUUUCGACCUCAACACCGUCACUACCGCCGACCUUGCCUUCAAGGUGCCUUACAAGCUUACCGCUCACCGUCCCGACUUCAUUCACGCUCUCAUCUCGUGGUUCGACAUCGAGUUCAGCGCUUGCCACAAGCCUAUUCGCUUCUCCACCGGCCCUCACGCCAAGUACACACACUGGAAGCAGACCGUCUUCUACCUGCGCGAUGUUCUCACCGUCGAGGAGGGUGAGACCGUCUCCGGUGUUUUGGAGAACCGCCCCAACGACAAGAACAAGCGUGAUUUGGACAUCAACCUCUCCUACAAGUUCGAGGUCGAGGACCCUACUCGCUCUGCCGAGGGCAGCUGCUUCUACCGCAUGUGCUAA
Molecule: messenger RNA, 1053 nt
Organism: Penicillium subrubescens
Lineage: Eukaryota; Fungi; Ascomycota; Eurotiomycetes; Eurotiales; Aspergillaceae
Gene: rmtA
Product: protein-arginine omega-N methyltransferase HMT1
Exons: 7
Coding region: 1-1053 (350 amino acids)
Biological process (GO): peptidyl-arginine methylation
Cellular component (GO): nucleus
Molecular function (GO): protein-arginine N-methyltransferase activity
Source: RefSeq, a predicted model, not a curated record